Molecule: messenger RNA, 767 nt
Organism: Vigna angularis (adzuki bean)
Lineage: Eukaryota; Viridiplantae; Streptophyta; Magnoliopsida; Fabales; Fabaceae
Product: late embryogenesis abundant protein At1g64065
Exons: 1
Coding region: 73-693 (206 amino acids)
Source: RefSeq, a predicted model, not a curated record
GUUUAUAUUUGAGAUUUCUCCACAGUGGCGAAAACGAAAUAUAAAGUUGGAGAUUGUGAAAGAAGAAAGGAAAUGUCAGAAGCACGCAGAUAUGUAAGAAAUAUCUCAACAGAGGAACUGAUUGCAGAGUUUCCAUCCCGAAAAAGAGAAAGAAAAGUCAGCAAAUGUUUCGUGUACAGUCUGGUAAUCUUUGUGAUGAUAACGUUGAUUUGCCUUAUUCUUGCACUUUUGAUGUCACACGUGGGAGAUCCCAAAAUUGAAUUCAAAUCAGCAAGGUUGAUGAACAAUACUAACGAUUAUCAUAACGUUUCUUCAACCUCUUCCUUCAAUGUCACCAUAGUUGUUCGUGUCAGUCUCAGCAGUCCUAGAUUUGUCUCCUUCGAUUACGAGGCGAGCGCAGCGAGUGUGACGUAUGAGAAUUCCGGUAAACGUGUUGGUGUUUCCAGAUUGAAAGCUGCCACAUUGGAGGCCAAGGAAACCAGAGAUAUGGACUUGACGGUUCACAUGAAUUUCGGGAAGAAAGCAAAUCUAACUGAUUAUUCCAACUCAGGCAUGCUCAAACUCAGAAGCUACGCAAAAUUAAGUGGUACACUGCACACGUUCAAGCUGCUAAAGAAGAGAAAGACCAUUCGAGUGUUUUGCACCAUCAAUCUCGACUUCACCUCAUUUUCCACUCAAAACUUCCAAUGUUAAGGUUCUUAUCAUUCUUUCUUUUAACUCUAGCUUUUUCUAAAUCAUUUGAGAAUAAAUACAUUUUAACCAUGCUA